Molecule: messenger RNA, 1884 nt
Organism: Cynara cardunculus var. scolymus (artichoke)
Lineage: Eukaryota; Viridiplantae; Streptophyta; Magnoliopsida; Asterales; Asteraceae
Product: L-ascorbate oxidase homolog
Exons: 7
Coding region: 1-1629 (542 amino acids)
Molecular function (GO): oxidoreductase activity; copper ion binding
Source: RefSeq, a predicted model, not a curated record
AUGCAAAAACUUAACGAAGGAUUUACAGGGUUACGGUAUUUGUGUAUUUUUCUCUGUAUUGUUUCAACCGUUAAUGCUGAAGAUCCAUACAGGUUUUUUACAUGGAACGUGACAUAUGGAGAUAUAUACCCGUUAGGGGUUCGUCAACAGGGAAUCUUGAUAAACGGCCAAUUUCCAGGCCCGGAAAUAUAUUCCGUCACAAACGAUAAUCUUAUUAUCAACGUAUUCAACAAUUUACCCGAACCUUUUCUUAUUUCAUGGGCCGGAAUACAACAACGUCGGAAUUCGUAUCAAGACGGAGUUUACGGCACUAAUUGUCCGAUCCCGGCGGGCCAAAACUUCACGUAUAAACUUCAAGUGAAAGAUCAGAUCGGAAGUUUCUUUUAUUUCCCGUCGAUUGGUUUCCAAAAAGCCGCCGGCGGUUUCGGAGCGAUCAAAAUCCUCAGUCGGCCGCUGAUUCCGGUGCCAUUUCCUGAUCCCGCCGACGAUCACUCUAUUCUCAUCGGAGACUGGUACAAAUCGGAUCACACGAGACUCCGAAGAAUUAUGGACCUUGGAUGGCGGCUGCCGUUUCCCGACGGAGUUUUGAUCAACGGCCGUGGUGACGGCGGUGUGGCGUAUAAUGUUGAGCAAGGGAAGACUUAUCGGUUGAGGAUAUCAAACGUUGGAUUACAGAAUUCGUUGAAUUUCAGAAUUGCUGGUCACACAAUGACACUGGUGGAAGUGGAAGGAACUCACACCGUCCAAACGUCCUUAUCGUCGCUGGAUAUCCACGUCGGACAAUCGUAUUCCGUCCUUGUCACCGCCGACCAACCACCGCAAGAUUAUUACAUCGCCGUUUCUUCCCGUUUUACCAGUCAGGUCCUCAACACCACCGCCAUUCUCCGGUAUACCAACUCCGGUAAGGCAGUUUCCGGCCCACCACCGCCGCCGCCCACCACUGACAUCACUUGGUCGUUAAACCAAGCUAGAUCCAUCAGGACUAACCUGACGGCUAGCGGACCGAGGCCGAACCCACAAGGCUCGUAUCAUUACGGACAGAUUAACAUUAGUAGAACGAUCAAAUUAACGGGAUCGGCGUCGAUAAUAAACCGAAAGCAGCGAUACAGCGUUAACGGGGUGUCGUUUAUUCCGGCCGAUACACCUCUUAAACUAGCCGAUUACUUUAAUAUUAGUGGAGUUUUUAAGGUCGGGAGCAUUCCCGACGAACCGACGGGUGCGGCCCCGUAUCUCGACACUUCGGUUAUGGGUGCCGAUUUUCGAGAUUUCAUCGAGAUCAUAUUCGAGAAUCGUGAGAAUAUUAUUCAAAGCUGGCAUCUUGACGGAUACAAUUUCUUUGUUGUUGGAAUGGACAGUGGGCGAUGGAGUAAUACAAGUCGAAACGAGUACAAUCUUAUCGACGCAGUCUCACGUUGUACCGUGCAGGUAUAUCCAAGAUCAUGGAGUGCAAUAUACGUUGCGCUUGACAAUGUCGGGAUGUGGAAUAUCAGGAACGAGUUUUUGGUGCGACAGUAUCUUGGGGAACAAUUUUACCUUCGUGUUUACUCUCCAGUAAUGUCACCACGAGACGAAUACCCACUACCUCAAAACGCUCUUCUUUGCGGCCAAGCUGUCGGGAAAAGGUCAUGAUCCGUCGCAAAAAAUACCACCCGCAAAUGUAAAGUUUGGAACCAAAAUUCUUUGUCACGCUUCAUUUUUUUUCUUUUGUAAACAUUUAAACUGCAUUUCUUUAAUUUGUCGUUAUAAAAAUAAAUACAAAUAGGUAUAUUUUUUUUCUAAGUUAAAUUUAUGAGGAUUUGGUUAUACAAAUUUAUGUUUAAUUAUUACAAGGUGUUAUUAAUGAUAUUGAAUUUGAUAUGUAAUUUAUAUUAUUUGAUUUUGUGA